Nerophis lumbriciformis (worm pipefish) is the source of this 672-nucleotide messenger RNA. The record is from RefSeq and is a predicted model, not a curated record. Lineage: Eukaryota; Metazoa; Chordata; Actinopteri; Syngnathiformes; Syngnathidae.
AUGUCCUUGGCGGUCACUCAGCCCUCCGUCGAACCAAUGCAGUCCUCUGUGUCGCCCGGCGUUCAGAGGAGACACACGCUUCCCGCCAGUGAAGUACGACCUCUCAACACGCAAGAUGCCAUCAGUGUGUUUGAGAUCGAGCGAGAAGCGUUCAUCUCCGUGUCAGGCGAAUGUCCACUCCACCUGGACGAGGUGCGUCACUUCCUCACUUUAUGUCCAGAAUUUUCCAUGGGCUGGUUCGAAGAGGGCCGGUUGGUGGCCUUCAUCAUCGCGUCACUGUGGGAUCGGGACCGUCUCACCACUGAGGCUCUAACCCUCCACAAGCCACGAGGCGCCACUGCUCACAUCCACGUUCUGGCUGUCCAUCGCACCUUCAGGCAGCAGGGCAAAGGUCCCAUCCUGAUGUGGCGCUACCUGCAGUACCUACGCUGCCUGCCCAAUGUGCGGCGGGCCGCUCUCAUGUGUGAGGACUUCCUGGUCCCCUUUUACCGCAAGAUGGGCUUCAAGGCACUGGGCCGCUGCGCCAUCACGGUGGGCACCUUGACCUUCACGGAGAUGUGGUACCCCAUCAGCGGCCACGCCUACAUGAGGCGGAACAGCGAGGCCAUCCGCUUCCCUAAUACUCCCUUGACUCUGCCAGUUGCUCACACCGACCAACACAUGGACGUAUGA